This is a messenger RNA of Papaver somniferum (opium poppy), 1384 nucleotides long. RefSeq names its product E3 ubiquitin protein ligase DRIP2-like. The record is from RefSeq and is a predicted model, not a curated record. The transcript is spliced from 7 exons. The coding region runs from base 1 to 1209 and encodes 402 amino acids. Gene Ontology annotation, molecular function: ubiquitin-protein transferase activity. Lineage: Eukaryota; Viridiplantae; Streptophyta; Magnoliopsida; Ranunculales; Papaveraceae.
AUGACGAUAAAUGAUUAUGUAAAUGCGAAAAAGGGCACACUCGAAGACUGCUUGACGUGCCCGUUAUGUUUUAAUCUAUUCGAGGAGGCUACAACAAGUUGUUUAUGCCUUCAUACAUUUUGCAAGAAAUGCAUAUAUCAAAAACUCAAGGAAAGUCUAACAAAUUGCUGUCCAUUGUGUAAUGAAUACCUGGGUUCUUGUCCCAAAGAGAAACUUAGGCCUGACAAUAAUUUACAAGAACUUAAAAACAAGAUAUUUCCAUCAAAGAAGGCAAGAGACAUUAAAAGUAAUGAGACCCCUGCAACACAAAGAAAGGCAACUUUAGCAUCACUUCCUAAUGCUCCAAAGGCAAGAAGAACAAAAGAAAAUGUAAAAGCAACAAAAGUUUCUGCCAAGAAUGACAAAUUAGACAACAUUGCGGAAAAAAAUCAUCGUGGUGCGGCCUCAGAGCUCGAAACCUCCACUAAGACCCCAGUUGUUUACAACAAGCAGAGAGUUAAGAGUGCGGAAGAUCCCUCUAGAAUUGGUAAGAGAUCAACGCAUAAGCAAGCUAAGGCUGACAAGUUAUCUGUUCCUGCGGAAACUUCAAAUGGACGAGACGACAUAAAUGGUCCUUUGUUAUCUCUUCCAGAAGUAUGCUUAGACAAAGAAGAACCAAACAAGAAAAUUCCAACAAGGGCAAAAAGAAGAAGCCGUAAAUCCAUACCUUUUAAAAGUCCCGGCUUGGUGGAUCUUAACGAGAAGCUUGAAUCAGAACCAGAAACAGAAAUAAAACCAAAAGAAAGAUCACAGCCUAAUACAAGUGAUGUCCGUGAGUUAAAGAACUCAAGAGAACUAAGAUUUGGAGCUUCAACUUCAAGAGGAUUUGAAGAAGAACCUGUGACAAGAUCAUAUCCUGUCUGGUUCACACUCCAUGCUUGUGAAAAUAAGAGAGGUGAAUCAUACCCGCAAAUUCCAAAACCUUAUAUCAAAAUCAAUGAUGGAAAUAUGCCAGUAUCCUCAGUCCAGAAAUACCUUGUGCAGAAGCUCAAUCUAAUACAUGAGUCCGAGGUUGAAGUAAUGUGUUGCGGUCAGCCAUUGGAUCCAAUUGCACCUCUAAAUAGUAUAACUCAAAUGUGGGUAAAGAAUACUAAUGGACACAUUCGAAUAAAGAGUUCAGAGGCUCAAAAUUUCAUCAUGGUCUUGACAUAUAGGAAAAAAAAUAGAUAGAUAAACAAAUUGAGAAAUGGUCUCACAACCGAAGAUCAUUCCGAACUCAUCAUUAUCAUCGAUCCUCAGUUUUCGCUAAUUCAGAGUUUCAGACCAUUUCCACUGGUUGUAAAGGCUGUGCAACGUUUUUUUGGUAAGCUGUAUUUCAGUAGGAAAUGUAAUUUGUACCAUUCAU